ACCUCAUUAGACAAGGAAGCUCAGGAACUCGUGGAUCUUCUUGACCUACCGAAACCACCAGGAACUUUAGUUUCAUUACCAUUGACCACUGGCCUCGAUUCCGCACUAAAUACGGCACUUUCGACACCUGUUACUGAAUCUGCGAAACAACAAUUCGAACAAGCGGAACUGACAUCUUUGGAGGUGUGUGUCGGUGCUCUAGGUCAGCAUAUAGCCGAUUUAGAAGUCGUGUGUCCCAUUCCGACCACCAUCAUCGCUCUCCUUGAUGUCAAAGCAGGUCGCGGUGGAUUUUGGUCAAGCGAGUCACGAACGGACUGGUUGGUUAGUCGUCAACGAUACUGGGGUACCCCGAUCCCCAUUGUUCAUUGCGAAUCGUGUGGUGCUGUUCCUGUUCCAGAAAAUCAACUCCCAGUCACUCUUCCGCCACUGACAGAAGCGUUCAAACGUGGAGCUGUUCCGUUGCGGGACAACUUGGAAUGGCGCAAAACAACCUGUCCAGGAUGCGGCGGUCCGGCCGAUCGAGAGACGGACACAUUGGACACAUUUGUUGAUUCCGCUUGGUAUUACAUACGCUAUCUGGAUCCGAAGAAUACGCAGUCCAUUUGUCACCCGAAUCGUGUACAGAAUGCACUUCCUGUAGACGUGUAUGUGGGUGGAAUAGAGCAUGGUACGUUUGUGUCGUGCUAUUCUCCUGCUGAUACUUGA
Echinostoma caproni is the source of this 705-nucleotide messenger RNA. The record is from the annotation of a GenBank genome assembly. Lineage: Eukaryota; Metazoa; Platyhelminthes; Trematoda; Plagiorchiida; Echinostomatidae.